Molecule: messenger RNA, 1445 nt
Organism: Hypoxylon trugodes
Lineage: Eukaryota; Fungi; Ascomycota; Sordariomycetes; Xylariales; Hypoxylaceae
Product: NmrA-like family-domain-containing protein
Exons: 5
Coding region: 1-909 (302 amino acids)
Source: RefSeq, a predicted model, not a curated record
AUGUCGGCAAAGAAGAUUAUCACUGUAUUCGGCGCCACAGGUGCGCAAGGUGGCGGGGUUGUUGAUACAUUCCAAAGUGAUCCUAAACUGCGCGAUGAAUGGGUUGUUCGUGCAGCAACCCGUGAUACUUCGAAAGACUCUGCUAAGAAGCUUGCGAGUGCAGGCGUCGAAGUCGUCUUCGCUGAUCUCGACGAUAAAGCGAGUCUCGUUAGUGCUAUGAAAGGCUCUUAUGCGGCUUUUGGUGUGACGAAUUAUUGGGAGCGGGCCUCUGCCGACGUUGAGAUUCAGCAGGGCCGAAAUCUGGCUGAUGCCGCAAAGGAAGCGGGCGUUCAACACUACAUUUGGAGUUCCCUUCUAAACAUUAAAGAACUUUCCGGAGGUGAGCUGCCAAAUGUGUAUCAUUUUGACAGUAAAGCCACUGUGGCGGGGUACAUACGAGAAUCAGAAGAUGGAUUCCUCAAGCAGGUACCUCCAGACAACAAUUUUGCCCUCGCAUUCCCAGUUGCGCCGAACGCCAUCGUUCCCGUGUUCCACCCCGCAGAUACAGGUAAAUACAUAAAAGCAAUCGUACAUAAUCGAGAUGCUCUGCCCGGAAACCGGUUUUUGGGUGCCACGGCAUACAUAACUGCGGCAGAGGUUUUGGAGGGGUUCAAACGAGUGUUUCCCGAGGCAGGAAAAACGGCUCGCUAUUUCCAAAUGUCCGAGCAGAUGUUUCGAGAUUAUUUGGAAGCCAAAGGCACGCCGGAUUGCAUUAUCACGGAGCUCUAUGAAAAUAUGAAAUUGCUGGAAACGUUCGGAUACUAUGGGGGAGAACCGUUAGAUACGACGGCCAAAUUAGUCGAAGAUCACUUGACUACCUGGGAGGAAUACGCAAGGAAUGUGGCACCUGGCUUUCGAAGCUGCACAUAGCCAUUCAUAAGAGUAUUUGCGCGUGGCCAUACAAACAAAUACUAACUCAACCUCCUGAUUACACUUGACAAUAAUAUCGAUUUUGAGCCCAGGAGCAUGUCGAUUGAAUCUUUGCUAGCAGAAGUCGAUAUUUUCUUCCUGGAAGAAUUGGUCCGGAGGUCCAUUACGUAGAAUAUGCGAGGCCAUAGUACAGUAAUGCCGUACCGUAGCGCCACAGAAAACAGACCUAUGUGGAAUCGGGCGAAUCCGCACGAAGAGAAGUGACAACUACCCCAAUUUUAAAAACAGCGAGGACGUCGAUCUUUCUCUCUGUAGAAAUAUGUGGAAAAGCUGGGUUUUCUGCCGUUAAGCCCCUGAAAGAUGCCUUCUGCCCUAGCGAAUUAGAACUCGCUCGUGAGCCCAUUUGGGGAGGCUGCUUACCUAGGUACCCUAGGAAAUAUAUACAAUUAGCGCUAGACUACAUUGCUCACAGUCAGCAGCUCGCUAACAGUCACAUAUAAUGGUCAUAUCACCGUGAUUUGUGGGAUCCGACGACA